Drosophila subpulchrella is the source of this 1123-nucleotide messenger RNA. RefSeq lists its product as uncharacterized. The record is from RefSeq and is a predicted model, not a curated record. Bases 403 to 1074 code for a protein of 223 amino acids. The transcript is spliced from 3 exons. NCBI's taxonomy places the organism in Eukaryota, Metazoa, Arthropoda, Insecta, Diptera, Drosophilidae.
UGCGAACUGUGCCUCUCAGCCCAUCGAGCUCGGGCUGAAUAACACACGCUCAUGGUGGUCUACAGCGAUAAGGUCGUCGCAAGCUCACAUAUGGAGAGAGCUUGUGGAUCGCGGGUCUUGAGUGCGUCUCCAAUGUUGGUAGCUGAACAGAUAUCUCUGGUGGAUGGUAUAAGCUUUAAAUUCGAACCAAUCUUGUUAGGCAAGUGUCAAAAGCUUUGAGCACUACCAAAUAAAAUCCUUUUCCUAAAAAAAUAUGUAAUCUUUGGCUAGUUUUGAGUGAAAAAUUCAUAAGACAGAAUUCCAGCCAAAGCAAGCUCUGGUUUAUCACACAGCCUUAAAGUCAAAAUUUCCAAGUGUACAUAUGUACAAACAUAAUCAUAAUACACAAUCUUUUUUUAAAUUAUGUGUGAGUCAAAGUUUUCAGAUCCUUCGUCAUUCCUCUAUUUGGACAUGCUGGCUGAUAUUUUAAUGCGGGACACCCUUGAGAUGGAAGCGGAUUUCAACAAAAAGAUGGAGUUCAUCAAGGAGCAGGAGCAAAAGGUUUUGGAAAAUGCCAAAAAUCUAAUCUCAAUGGACCAAGUGCUGAGUUCCAUAAACUGCAGUAUGCUUAAGUUAGAAAUGGAACUAAAUGAGAACGAGACAAACUUGAUCGAGGCGGAGAAGGCGGUAACCCGAUUGGAGCAAAGUUGCCCAAGAUCUGACAGCAAUGGUUGUAGGACGUAUCCCCUGGCACGAGUCACCUACGAGGAUUUGCUGAGUUUACUCGUGUCCACCGAAAAAACAGCCGCCCAGUGCAACACCAUGAGGGAGGAGAUCGAAAUGUACAACCAAGAGGCCUCCGCGAAACUACCUCCCAAAUCUGUGAUUACCAAGAUCAUCGAUUAUCACAAUAAUAUACUGAUCUUAUUGGAGAAGGAAAUCGAAAAGUUGCAGUGCGAGGUAUCGAAGAUUCAGAGGGAGUACGAAGAGCUAAACAAGAAAAUGGAACCUAGCAAAUUGAUCGCUCAAUGCCCCUGCCAAAAGAAAAACGAUUUUAAGCCCGUGGUCAAAUGUGAUGUACAACUACGCAUGUAAUCCAAAAACUGAUAACACGAUAUAUCCAUACGAGUAGUAUAAAUGCUUA